This is a messenger RNA of Xenia sp. Carnegie-2017, 855 nucleotides long. RefSeq names its product glutathione S-transferase 1-like. NCBI's taxonomy places the organism in Eukaryota, Metazoa, Cnidaria, Anthozoa, Malacalcyonacea, Xeniidae. The record is from RefSeq and is a predicted model, not a curated record. The transcript is spliced from 6 exons. The coding region runs from base 1 to 801 and encodes 266 amino acids. Gene Ontology annotation, molecular function: glutathione transferase activity. Gene Ontology annotation, biological process: glutathione metabolic process.
AUGACUUUGCCUUUGAUUAGAGAGAGCGCAGUUUUUAUGUCCCCCUCAGUGAGCGUGAGUGUGAGUGAGCUUUUAGUGAGCAUGAGUGUGAGCGAGCUUUUAGUGAUUGUGAGAGUGAGUGUGAGUGAGCUUUUAGUGAGCGUGAACGAAGGACGUGCAGAAAUUCGCCUGCUCUUUGCAGCUGCUGGUGUAAAAUAUGAAGAUUGUAGACUUGAAAAGGAGGAGUUUCAACAACUAAAAGCCAGUGGCAAGCUUCCUUUCAAUCAACUUCCCAUUCUCGAGGUUGAUGAUAAAAUUUUAGCACAGUCAUCCACGAUCAUCAGGUACCUUGGCAGGGAAAUAGGAUUUGCACCUACCAACAGUUUUGAUAUUGCAAAAGCUGAUAUGAUUGGCGAUGCAUUGACCGAUAUCUUGGAAAAGGCCUAUAAAUGGUAUAUCGAAAAAGAUGAAGAACUUAAGAAAAAGAUGACCAAAGAAUUUUAUGAAGAGACUCUACCAAGUGCAUUGAAUUUGUUGGAGAAAAUUGUCAAGUCUUCCAGUGGGAAAUAUUUUGUUACUGAUAAGCUGACCUAUGCAGAUAUCAAUUUCUUUGCCAGUAUGGAUUUGCUUUUCUCAGAUACAAAGGAUAUCCCACCCAUUUUGGAUAAUUUUCCUUGUUUAAAGGAACUUUACAAAGAAGUUCGUUACAAUCCUGGAGUUGAUGAAUGGAUGGGAAACGACCAUGAUGUUAAAUUUUCCUUCUUUUGCAAAGAGAACUUGGUAGCUUCCUCAAAAAUUUAUUUUGAUUAUCCAUUGAAUUAAUUAUCCAUUGAAUAAAUUUUCUAUGAGCAACACGUCAAGUUGUUUAUAUCUUUA